ACUCUUAUUAACCUGUUGAAAUUUAAAUUUUAUAGUAUUAUAAUCCAGUGGAAAUGACUUUGUCUCAAGUCAAAUACAAUUUUUAUAACGUUUUACAAGCAACGCAAUAUCUUGUAUCAAGUAGAACUCGAUCAUUAUUGAUCAAACAAGUAUUUCAUCUGACUGACACUAACUUAGUCUUAUUAUCGUUAUUCCUCCGGAAGAUUUGUAUCUUGUUAAGAAUAAACUAUUUAAAUAUUAAUUAUUUAAGACUGUAAGCUUUAAAUUCAUUGUAAAAUGCCGAAGAAAAAGGGGAAAGGAAGUAAAUUAGCUCGCAUGAGCGAUGAAGAACGCGCUCGUUAUUUGCAACAUCGAGCUGAAUUAGAAUUAGAGAGCAAACGACGUAAGCAACAAUUGAUUGCGGCGUUUACCAAGAAUAAGCUGAAACGCGAGGAAGCGUUCUCGCGAUUGAACACCGCAAAGAUUAACGAACAAUGGCGAUUCAUUCUACGCCGAAUAAAAUGUAAGGAACUUUAUGAAAAUGUGGACUAUCUUUGGAAAAAUUUUGAUCGCAUGAUGAAGACAAAAGAUUUCGUGAUACGGCAUUUAUAUAACGAACUAGAGAUAACUGAUAUGGAUCAUAGAAGAUUACAAAAGGCUCACAUUCAAAUAAUUGAUCGAAUAAUUGGAACAUAUAAGCAGAAAUGUAUGCAUAUGCAUAAAUCGUUUACACAUGAACGUAAUCAUAUCGCUACCUACGAGAUAAACGAAUUAAAGAGAGUGCAAAGGGAUUUAGAGCAACUGUGCGAUCAACUGCAGAAUAUAAUUGUUGGACAAGAUAAAGAAAUAGGGAGCAAAUUGAUGCAAACAAAAAUACAAAACGCCAUUAACGUAUACAGCAUUGUAUACUUGAAAGAAGACUCUUUAUCACGCUUGAUGCAAUACACUUCCAAUGAGGUCGAGGAAUUGUGGCGACAGCUUAAUGAAACGAUAAUUGAAUAUGAGAACAAUACAGGAGAUAAAAGAAAGCAAUAUGAAUAUCUGAAAGAACAAGACGAUGCUCAUCAUGCGAGUGUAGCGCAAUAUCCAAAGUUACAGAUACAGUUGCAAGACAUGAUUAAGAAUUUGAAACAGGGCACACACGUAUUAUCGCAAAAGCGGGAGUAUAGUAUAACGGAAUGCAAGGAUCAGAUUGUGCAAAUAAAAAAGAAAAUUGAAAGCUUGAGACAAGAGUUUUCCAUGACUCAAAUACUGGAUUCUACUCAACUGAAAAAAUUGACUAUUAUUAGCACCAGCGUUCUAAAAGAAUUGAAGAGAAUUUCGGAGAAGGGUUCGGCAUUAAUUUCGUUGUUGAAAAUGUGUUCGAGUUUGGAACCGUUUUCACUGACUGUUCAGAAAUAUACUUUACGCGAUACAGAAUCUACAACAGCUUCCUCGAGCUGCAUAUCAGAGCCGUUCGUUAAAUUGGAGAAGUUUUGGAAACAAUUUAAUUACAUUAAAGCUGACAAUAUCUUAAUGAAGAAAGAAUGCGAUAAGCUGUCUUUUGAAAAUAAACAGCUGAGAAACACCUUGCGAACUUAUCUGUUAACUGUUUCUAGAACUCCGACUGCGCGACUACUUACAUCUAUUUCUGUAUAAACAGAAUAUAUUUCUAACAAAAAGAUCAACAUUUUUUAAAAGAUUAAUUAAAAAGAUGUGAUUUAAUAUCCACCAAUCAUAUUUUAAAAAUAUU
Nylanderia fulva is the source of this 1711-nucleotide messenger RNA. The record is from RefSeq and is a predicted model, not a curated record. NCBI's taxonomy places the organism in Eukaryota, Metazoa, Arthropoda, Insecta, Hymenoptera, Formicidae.